Molecule: messenger RNA, 2751 nt
Organism: Drosophila teissieri
Lineage: Eukaryota; Metazoa; Arthropoda; Insecta; Diptera; Drosophilidae
Exons: 2
Coding region: 1057-2751 (564 amino acids)
Source: RefSeq, a predicted model, not a curated record
GCAGGGUGCAUACACUUGAAUUUUUGAGAAUCGCAGAGGAGGGCGCUUGAAGGUAAAUAGCUCAAAUGUUAUAUAUGCAGUAUUUGAUUAGCAUUCACUGGGCUUACUUCAAUCAAAAGUGACUUAAAUCUGCUAAAACUGAUAGUCAUACCCAUAUUAAUCCGCGGCGUUGGCAUCUUUCCACACUGUUGCGAACUCUGCGAAAGAAACUACUCCUACUGUUGCUGUUGCUGUUGCUGCUGCCUGCGGCUGUUGUGGCAACAUCAUCAUCAUUCAUUUGCGCCCAGGUGCGUUUUCGUGUGCACUCAGUACUUCGCCGCUUACUUGUACUCGUAUUUGGGUUUUGGGUUUUCGCAUGGCCUGGGGAUGGGGCUGGGGAUGGGGUUGCCGGUGUCUAUUGCACACCUUGUGGCAACUUUCUGCGGAUCCUUGCAACGAAGCCACACGUGAGUCGCCCUCUUCUUGUUUGUUAUUCUUAGAACUUGCGCCUGAUUCCGCUUGGCUGGUUUUGGUGUCUGCUCGAGUUUUAGUUGCUGUCUGCAUUUCGUUUCUGGUUUCCGCUCCUGUCGCCUGUUUUUGGCCGCUUCUGCUGGUCUGGCCGAUGUGUUGUUCUAUCUAUUAAACUUGAAUAUACGAAGAAAUAGUAAAUACCCAUCUGAAAUUACCAGCUAAGGCUGAAGGUGUCCCAUAAAUCGACUAUUGUCAAGCAGAAAGAUAGUAAGCAAACAUCUUUAGAGUUUUGUGUAUCUGAACAUAACACUCAGUUUGGGCUUUGUUUGGGCUGAAGGUGUCCCAUAUGUCGACUAUUGUCAAGCAGAAAGAUAGUAAGCAAACAUCUUUAGAGUUUGUAUAUCUGAACACAACACUCAGCUUGGGCUUUGCUGCUUUCCUACUACGACUUUACAAGCUUCAAUCGAUAAGGUCACCGCUCCAAGUCUUACGCAUAAUGAAAACAGCUUUAGCAAACUUUUCGCCAACAGUUCAGAAUCAAAACAGAUGGCGAGGCCGAGGUACUGUGGCUUUUAGAGGCAGGUUCCGGAUCAUUCAAAAUUCGAUAUGUCGUCUAGCUACACACGCCUGUUCCGCGUUUUAUUCGUGAUCAUUUUCAUCAAGUUUCUCUUCCUUCUGGCACUUUAUUUGCACAGCUACGAUGGUGUUGCCCGCCUUCAGAGGACUUCGCAAGUGGAUGUAUUCGAUGAGCUGCUCGUAGAUCGGAGAGGAAUGCCUUCUUUGGAGCAGCGAUUGCAAUGGAUCCGCGCGGAAAUGCCGUCCUUUCCGCUGGAAGAGCUGCUGGCCAGAGAAAACAAGAAACUGCCUGCGGCGAAGUGUGGACCCGCGCCCGAUCUGAUGAACAUUGACUUUCACAACACCUACUGGCAGAGGGCUAUUAAUGGCAACCUGACGUACUACCUCUUCGCAGCCUACUACGAUGACAGAGAGGCGGUGCCAGAGGAGCCGCUCGUGCGUCUGCUGGCCAUGGUGAACCAGCACCAGAACAAAUCCUUCGAGUACCCCAAAAUCUUCUGCCAAUUUUGGUUCGAGGGCAGGGCCAAGCCCGUGAUUGUUCCCGUUUCGGAGCACAAGGUAAUGUGGCCCUUUUAUCAUGCGCCGCGGCGGUACUACCCCACAUUCUUGAGCUGUCCUUUGCCAGAGGGCAAGCACCAAUGGCUGGUGCCCAAAAUGGUCUCCUUGGUGGCUAGGAAAUGCGAUAUGGCCAGAAAUCUCCUGCGCGUGGUUUACGAAGUUGAUGAGCCUGCCGUGGCGGAAGAGUCCGUGGUGAAUGCCUCAUCCUCAUCGGCGGCAACAUCAUCCACGGAUCCAAAGUUCGUGGUAUGCGUGAAGGCCCUGGACUUUCCAUAUGAAGAUAAGUCUUGGCGAUUGAUCGAGUGGCUGGAGCUGAUGCGUUUGCUGGGCGCCCAGAAGGUGGUGCUCUACGACGCCCAAAUGCAUCCGAACAUGACGAGGGUGGUCAAGGACUAUGUGGUCACAAGUCCCGGCUUUGUGGAGCUGCGUCACAUGUCUUUGGGCAGAGGUGAACCGCACGCUGGACCGCACUUCCAUCACUACGCCAUGAAGGCCGACGGCUUCAAUCGGAUUUUGAACGAGAUGAUACCGUACAACGACUGCUUCUACCGCAACAUGUACAAGUUCGACUAUGUGGGUGUGUUCGACAUCGACGAGGUAAUCAUGCCCCUCGGAAACGUAACCACCUGGCAGGAGUUGGUUAAACUCGCCCGCAUUGUGCCGGACUACGAGAGUCGCACGUCGGCGGACUGCACUGAUUGGGUCAGCUUCUGCUUCCGCAACGUGUACUACCCCAGGUAUCCGGAGCGUCCGAAGGUCUACCGGAAUCUAUCGAGCUCGUUCUACAUGCUGCAGCACGUGGAGCGGGUGCGUCAGCACUGCAAUCGCGGUGCAGCAGCCAAGUGUCUGCAUGACACCCGAUUUGCCGUGGGACUGCACAACCACUUCACCUUCUUCCACACCGAGGAAUCCGCCUGCGCCGCCAAAUCGGUGCCCAUUGAGUUUGCCCAAAUGCAGCACUAUCGCGAACCCGACACCAAGGCCCUGCUGAUCGAUCCCAUUGUGGAUGCCAGUAUCUGGAGAUUCCAGCCGCAGUUGCAGGCCAGAGUGGAGGAUCGAUACCGGAGACUGGGCUUCCUGCCCACCGAGGAGGAGUUGGCCAAGACCCUGGAGAAGCGCCGACUUCGGGAUGAACUACUCUUGAAGGCGGCAGUGGGCGGAGUCUAG